Molecule: messenger RNA, 1950 nt
Organism: Fusarium keratoplasticum
Lineage: Eukaryota; Fungi; Ascomycota; Sordariomycetes; Hypocreales; Nectriaceae
Product: EKC/KEOPS complex subunit BUD32
Exons: 3
Coding region: 1-1950 (649 amino acids)
Biological process (GO): protein phosphorylation
Molecular function (GO): protein kinase activity; ATP binding
Source: RefSeq, a predicted model, not a curated record
AUGACCGAAGAAGCUCAAGAGAUCUGCAUGUUCUUCGUGGAUGACUCCAAUAUCUGGAUCGAGGCCCAAAAGUUCGCCGCCUCAGGAAACAGCCAUAUGCCCAAACUGACUGACCGCGACCGCGAUCCCCGUCUCAGGAUCAACAUCGGCAAGCUGGUCAAGACACUCCUCGGCGGUCGCUUUCAAGGCACCUCGUAUCUCUAUGGCUCUCGCCCGCCGCCCAACGACGCCGUGUGGAACACGUUUGAGAAGUACAACUUCCGAACCAAGAUCUACGAUCGCGCCCGUGGCAAGGAGAAGCAGGUAGACACCGCCAUGACGGCGGAUAUGAGCCGCACAUCUACCAGGCUCAGCACCAUGGCCGACUUUCGCUCCGACAUUAAAGAGGAGAAUAAGAGGACUGUCUUUAUCGCCAUCACCGGAGACCAAGACAUGGUCCCGCCAAUCAGACAAGCCUUGGACGACGGGUUCCGGGUUGAGCUCUGGGCCUGGAAAUCGGGCAUCUCUUCUGAGUACCGUAAACUAGCCAACGACAUGGCUCUGCUGUCGAUAAACUACCUGGAGCACGUAUUCAAAGAGAUCUCUUUCACUAGCUACCGUUCCACUAGGCGGUCCGGAAAGGUGACUCCAAGCUGCACUCUCGUGCUCUACGAGUUUACCGGCCCAGAGUCCACCGACCCCCUCAACGCGGAAGCUAUUGUCUGCAAUGGGCUCGAUGGAUGGGGCCGCUUGUCCUUCAUAACCCCAUCCAACGUGACAAACGAGUUCUACGUCGAGUUCCCCGGAGUCAAGAACAUCAAUGACAUGGAUGACCUGAUCGCCAAGGCAGAGACCCAGUUCAAGGGACUGUGGAAAGUCAUGUCGUGGCCUCGAUACGCGAACCGCUUUAACGAAGGACCGCCGGCCAUGGUCGAAACUAGCAACAUGUUUGCGCCUCUGGAGGGUGACGGGGAUCAAAAAUCCGUGGAAAUCAUGGCCAAGGAAGAGUCCCAACGCACCCAACACAGAACCAACGCGUCCAGUGCUACAGCCAACGUCAGGGACCCAUCCAACCCCUGGAAGCUGCCCGCCGGGGGCGAACAGAGUGAAAACGCAGAGGCAAGCAGCCUCGAUGAUCCCAGCAACAGCAACACCGGCAAGUGGGAGACGGUAACUCGCACUAAUUUGAGAAGUGGCCAUCAUGCAAAACAGCCAUGCCCCUACGGCAUUCGCUGUGGUAAACGUGGCGAUUGCGGUCAUCUACACACCAAAGAGGAGCGCGACCUGUUCCAAGCCCUGCCAGAGCAGAACUUCAAGAAAUGGAGGACGAGCAAGUGCCGUCACGGAGACAGAUGUUACCUCGGGAAAAGAUCAUUGAAAUCAAUUCCACGUCUCGACGACCGUCAUGAAUUCCUCAGCGUCUUGAGGCUGGAGCCUACUCAGACGGUUGAGAGAUGGGCUGCCGAACUCUGGGGCGCCGUGGCUUGGUUAGAAUCUCUGGGUCUGGUCCAUGGAGAUCUACGACCCGAAAACCUGCUGCUCGACGCAGGAGACCAUCUCAAGCUUGCCGAUUUUGACUGUGUCGACAAGAUAGGGAACGACUCACUCGGAAAUCCUCCGCCAUGGGCUCGUGUGCUUGGGUCAGAGGCUGGAGCGCAGCGUGAAUCGUUUGGAAUCAAUGGGCUGCAGACAGAACAGUUCGCUAUCGGUUCUUUACUCUACGCCAUGACCCGUGGGCAUGAGCCGGACAUGAAGUUUCCUGAAUUGGGCCAGGGUUGUUUAGAUGUCAUUAUCGAUCGAUGCUGGAAAGGCCUCUACGACUCGGUCGAGUGUCUAGCAAAGGAGACGGCAGGCUUGGAUGGUGCUGUUUCCCUACCUCGUGCUGAAGCAUUGGACGAAAGCCAUGUUUCUGAGAUGCGGGAUCGAUUCCAACGGUUGGUGGACAAGGGCUUGCUAGAUACGGAUGAGUAG